GGUCAGCAAUGCUUCUUGACUGAAAUGUCUGCUUUUCAAAUCCUUUUGUAGAUAUUAUAUAAUUUGUAUUUCUCUUCACCCAGAAUUCCAUCUUACUAAAUAUAAAGGUAUUUUCUGUUUUUUAACGAUACAUCUACUAUUAUUUUGUAUAACUAUUAAACAGCGGUUCGAACUGCGCUAUACGCCCUUUUGUCUACCAGCGGGAAAUGCAAGAGUAGAGGAGUUUCCUAACGCCAAGAGGAAUUGAAACGUAGGAUUCAUGUCGAGUUCAAAACGCAAGCUUUACCGUUUAAUUCAAAAUGCUACGGAGCCAUUCACAUUUGAGCCGGACUUGGCUCUAAACUUGGACAUUACUGACUUGAUCAAUCAAGCUCAGGGAAACAUUCCUCGUGAAGCUGCUUUCGCAAUCGUCAGGAAAGUCAAUGAUCGGAAUCCAACGGUAGCUUAUCUAGCCUUGAAUCUUCUCGAUAUUUGCGUGAAAAACUGUGGUUAUGCGUUUCAUUUGCAAAUCGCUACAAAAGAGUUCCUCAACGAAUUCGUUCGUCGUUUUCCUGAAAGACCUCCCUCUCGUUUAAAUAAGAUUCAGGUUAUGAUUCUCUCGCUCAUUGAAGAAUGGCGACGAACCAUUUGCCGUACCGACCGUUACCAUGAAGACUUAGGCUUCAUCCGAGACAUGCACAGACUCUUGUCUUAUAAAGGCUAUACAUUCCCUGAAAUUGCUAAAGAUAACCUUGCUGUGUUAAGUCAAAAAUCAGUGUUGAAAACUGCUGAAGAACUUGAAAAGGAAGACCGUGAUGCUAUGUCUGCGAAACUUCAGGAACAUAUACGUCGUGGUACUCCUCAUGAUCUUAUGGAAGCCAACAAGCUUAUGAAAGUAAUGGCCGGCUAUGACUCUGAACAUAAACGCCGAUACAAGGAACACGUCUUGGUCGAGCUUGAAAAGGUAAAGAGAAAGGCCUCUCUUUUUGGUGAAAUGCUUAAUGAAAUAAAGGAAUCGGAUAAGCUCACUCCUGGUGACCUGUACGAAGAACUUGCUUAUUCCCUUAAAGCUGCGGUCAUUAAAGUAGACAAGAUUUUAGAAGAAUUAGACUCUUCAGACGAAUAUUACAAUAGCGUUAUAGACCUUAAGUCUUUAAUUCUCGCUUUACUCUGCCAGUACGACCAUCUUUUGAAAGGUGACUUUCACUCCGCUCAGAAUACCUCAUCGAAUGCUCAUUCUCUCUUUCAAUCAACGUCUAACCUUUCCAAGGAUGCAAACGAAAACUUAACCGUUGACCCUGCUUCCACUCCUACUCCUGCAUCUCAAUCUGCCAUGGACUUGCUGAUAGACUUAGAUAUUGGUUCAUCUAUGCAACCCAGCACUUCAAAUGCUCAGAUAUCGUCCAUCCAAAAUAGCAGUCCUCUUCAAUUGCCUACUGGUCCACCCAAGUCUCUCGAUAGAACUGAAACACCUCCAGCUGUGGGUGCAAUUUCUCUGUCUGAAAACUUUUCGAACAUGUCUUUAUCAUCUCAACAAACGGAUCCUGUCGGCAACAACAUUUUGCCAACUACCGUCUUUUCUAAUGAGCAUGUGGUGUUCCAAUUGGCACCAAAAAAAAUUACGGAUGGAAAAUAUGUUUUACUUGCUACUUAUUCCAAUUCUAACUCCUCUAAGAAUAUUGAAAACUUACAAUCUUUUAUUGCUUUACCCAAAAAAUAUUCUUUGGAAUUAAAACCUCAAUCUGGCACUCGUUUGUCUCCGUUGCAGCAAAAGGGUAUUCACCAGGAAAUGUUUGUUUCGAACGUAUCUACGGAUACUACAGAAUUACCAAUGCGAUUUAAGUUUACAUACUAUGUGAACAACGUGCAAGAAGAACAUACAGGACAAUCGACGGUUAAACUGAAUUAGAUCAAUUACCAUAGAUUUGAUAUGUGCCCUUAUGGCUUAAUGAAGAUCCCUGUUAUACAUUUAUUUCAUUUCACUUCCGGCCAUAUCUAUUAGCACUUUUUAUAAGAUAAACCAUCAAAUAACUACUAAUGAACCCUUUUACUCCCAUUGAAC
Schizosaccharomyces octosporus yFS286 is the source of this 2041-nucleotide messenger RNA. RefSeq names its product adaptin. The record is from RefSeq and is a predicted model, not a curated record. NCBI's taxonomy places the organism in Eukaryota, Fungi, Ascomycota, Schizosaccharomycetes, Schizosaccharomycetales, Schizosaccharomycetaceae. Gene Ontology annotation, molecular function: phosphatidylinositol binding; ubiquitin binding. Bases 260 to 1888 code for a protein of 542 amino acids. Gene Ontology annotation, biological process: protein transport to vacuole involved in ubiquitin-dependent protein catabolic process via the multivesicular body sorting pathway; Golgi to endosome transport; Golgi to vacuole transport. The transcript has 5 exons. Gene Ontology annotation, cellular component: trans-Golgi network.